AGGAAAAGAGUGCAGCACUGGAACAACAACUUCUCCUUUGCAGGGGGGAGGAAGAAGUAAUAAUUCAAUCAAUCGAUGUUAUUCAGCAACAGUUAAAAAUCAACUACAUCGACGUUAGUACACUAUCAAUUAGCUCUGCUAAUGGACAACCAUCAACAACCACCACAGAACUUGCUAAAUCAUCCACUACUACCAAUAAUAAUACACAAAAGACAACACGAUGGGCAGACAUCGUUGAGCAAGAAGAAAAAGAAGCAAGAGAUUCUCACUACGAAGAAGACGACAGAAAAGGUAGCAAGUGGUAUGUCAUAUUCAAUGGACCAUAUCAAGGAGUAUAUCACAACUGGGCCAUCGCUAGCCAGCACAUUAAUGGCAAACCAAUCCAACAUCAGUCAUUUAAAACAAAAGAAGCAGCCGAAGAAGCAUUUAGACAGUCAUACAAAGUGAUGGCAAUGAAAGAACCAGUCAAGAAUCAAGAUCAACAAUAGCAUAAACUUAUCAUGAAGAUACCUAGUAUCAAGAGUAUCCCAACCACCAAAGAAAAAUAAGAACAAUUGAAACCAGUCUUUCAAAAGUUCGUAUCCAACUGGGAUAUGAUAAUCAACUACGAAGAAAAACACACAACCAUGGGGUUUUAUCCCGUCAGUCGAGGAGGACCAAAGGCAGUAAUCACAGAAGAAGCAUCACCAGAACUCUCUUAUGAGUUCCAUCAGUAUGGAUUAAUCGACACUAUCUACACUACAACCAUGAAAGUAUUUGAAUACUUUCCACAAAGAAUGAGGAACAUGAUUAGAAGAUAUCUUGAGCUUUUCGCCAAGGAACGAGAAAUAUUUCUCAAGUAUACAAGCAGCUACCCCAUAUUUGAUUAAGACAAGCUAUUGGUCGGAUCAAAGGCAACUAUCCUUAUGGGAGUAUCAAACCAUGAUUAUCCUACCAGAGAUGACCUACGAGACUAUGUGAAGAACCCAGACUACCAAGUAAAGGGUCUUCUAGCAGUAUGCAUAGCAUUAACAAAGAUUGAACCAGAAAGUCAGAUCAAGGUCAAUUACAGCAGCCCCGAUGCCAUCAUCACCAAUAAAAUUAGAGGAAAUAUGACCAAGGAAGAAUGGACAAUCAUAACAGAUAAAACUAAAGAAUUCACUGAAAUUAAUGGAAAUCUAUCAGCUCUUCUUAUUCAAAUCAAGAAACAGCUGUGCAACGCACUUACUAUCUAUAAGGACCACUUCUGUGAAUGGUGUGCAUCAACUGACGAAGACAUCAAUGGACCAGCAGACCAAGACUGAAAGAAGCAUGUGAAGAAAGAGGAAUCAAACAAAUAUGGGAUAAAACGACAAGAGAAGGUUGGCCGACUCCUUUAAAAAAGUCGUGCAUUAUUGUACUUUAUCAGCUUUUCUUAUCGUUUCACGCACUUUCUUUUGACGUGUUAACUUUACAUCCCUGUCUAACAGACGUAAGCAAUGACGUCUUUGUAUUCCCUCUCAGCUCUAUAUAAGAGCAAGAGUUUGCAAUGAAAUAAGGCAGAACGAGUUUGGCCACAAAAGUUGUCUGUUUACUCUCUCCCUCUAGCUAGCUAGUUGUAAGGCUUGGAUCCACUGAUCCUGGAGGCCACAAUCAUCUUCAACAUAAUCAAACGCACGAGGAGCAGCUACAAUCAUCAAGCAAUCAUAAAAAAACUCAGAGUUUCAUUAGAAGAACAAGUCAGGUAUGUCCAGUAAUCCUACUUCAAGUUAUUUUGACUAUUUAAACAAAAACGAUAAUGAAAAUUACUUCUUAGAUGGUGUUAUAGACGUAAAGAAAAUUAGAGAAAAAACUAAUUUUACUAUUUCAGAAACUCAAAACUUUAUCACUAAGUCUUUUUUAUCAAAACUCUUUGAUAGAGAAAACAUUAUUAAAUACGGUAAAAUGAUAGGAGAAGUAGCAGUCCCUAUUGAUCAAACUAAGGGCGAUUUUCUAAUCCAAGUAAUAAACAAAGAACAAAUUAGAAAAAAGAUUAGAUAAACUAAGAUCAGAAGAACGAAAUAAAAUAGCUUAUAUUCAUAUUAGUACAAUUCAAAUUAUACUAAAAUCAACCAUGAAAAUAGGAAUUGACGCACCCAUGGAAUUAGAAAUUCGUGAUGAUAGACUCAUUAAUGAAGAAGAGAGUAUUAUUGCCAAAGGAACGGGAAAUUUAGGAGUAGGAAUAAUUAAAUUUGAUAUUAACCUACAAGUUACAACAAGGACUGAGUCUGGCAGAUGGUAACCUUGACUCUUCUAUCAUUAUAAAAUACGAAUUAAAAAGAGAAAAUUUUAUGAAAGAAAAUAGCAAACCAUUUUCAAUAACUUAUCAAAUAAACUAUGCAUUAACAAAUAGUCACCACAGCUUAACCUUCAAAAAUAAAGAAGUAAUUACUAUAGAAGAUUUAUUUAAACCUUUAAUUCAACUAGAAGCACUACUAAAAACCGUUAAAAUAGAACCUAGUAGACCAUCGAUAACCCAAGAUCAAAGACGAAUAAUUAAAACACAAUCAGAGAGAAUUAGGCAUAUCCCAGUAACUGAACAAAAUUUAGAACAAGAAGAGAUAACCAAUAAUCAAGUAAAUAAAUUAAUUGAAGAGAUAACCAAUAAUCAAGUAAUAAAUAAGUUGGAAAAAUUGCAACAUUCAAUAGCAAAUCUAGAGAAUAAAAUCUAACAACUACAAAUAUGCCUACUAACUAUCAUAUAAAUUAAUUAAUUGAAGGAAUAGAUGCUAUAAAUCUCAUUUCAAUAAAUUAUAUCAGUACGGUUACACAAGAACUAACUUAUUUUGCUUCAGAAAUCGUAGAAGAACAAAUGAGUAUUGGAACCAUAGAAACAUUAGAAGAAGCUAUCUCCAAAACCAAAUUAAUUACUAAUAUAAUAACUAGUCUAAAUAAAAUAAAACAAAGAUUACUAAAUCAGUAAGACAUUUUUGAAAAUAUAAAAAGAACAAUAAAUAUGGUAUCAGAGCCAGCCGAACCGAUCAACUACUCUCCGCCUCUCACAUACCCGAAUCAAAUCGUUCAUAGCCGUUCGAUCUUGACUUGGACACCAAUCUGUACCUAUUAGUAUAUACUAUAUACUAACAAAAGAACUAGUUAGCAGCUUAACUAGGUUGGGACAUCGGAGGUAGAGGCGAGAACAAAAAGCCCCGAAAGAUUACUAAAUCAGUAAGAUAUUUUUGAAAAUAUAAAAAGAACAAUAAAUAUAGUAUCAGAGCCAGCCGAACAGAUCAGCUACUCUCCGCCUCUCACAUACCCGAAUCAAAUCGUUCAUAGCCGUUCGAUCUUGACUUGGACACCAAUCUGUACCUAUUAGUAUAUACUAUAUACUAACAAAAUAACUGGUUAGCAGCUUAACUAGGUUGGGACAUCGGAGGUAGAGCGCGAGAACAAAAAGCCCCGAAAGAUGUGGAGACGAGCGCUGCCGUCACCGUCUUCAUUCUCCGGCCGAUCCGCCACUCCAGGCAUCGCCGCGAGAUUCUUCUCCUUCGCCUCUUCGCAGCCGCCGCCCUCGACGACGCCCUUUCCCGUUUCCUCUUCUCCGAGGACCACCACUCUCUUCUCCUCAGGUAAAAUUCCGAAGACCAAGGUUGAAAAUGUGAUGCCGAUCGCUACCGGACACGAGCGAGAGGAACUCCAGGCGGAUCUUGAGGGAAGGAACAUUUUAGAGAUCAACUAUCCCGUCGGUCCUUUCGGUACAAAGGAAGCUCCUGCUAUUGUGAGGUCUGUUUAUGACAAACGAAUAGUUGGAUGCGCCGGUGGCGAAGCAGAAGAUGAGCACGAUGUGGUGUGGUUCUGGCUGGAGAAAGGCAAGCCUUACAACUGCACUGUCUGCUCCCAGCAUUUCAAGUUGGAAGUGAUUGGCGAGGGAGGCUCGCCCGAUGGCGAUGGAGAUGAUCACUAAUGCACCGUCGUGCAGUUUCCAUAGUGGAAUAAAUUCAAUGAAGAGACAGUAGGGGAGGCAAAUUCUCCUCCAGUUUUGUUAUGUAGUUAAUAAAACAAGGUUUAGUUGGCGAUACUACUCGAUAUCCCUUGCUUUCUUGUAUGCAGUUUUCCUACAACGAGACUGCUCAAAUGGAAAAAUAGUUACUGGAAACAAUUUUGUUGUCAUAUGUGUCUUUUAUCAGCAGUGUGUUUUCAUUUGUUGUCUCUCCUAUGAACUGAUGUUCUGGCUUCUCAAUUUCCAGCAUUCCUCAACCUGUUGUUUGACUGCAAAAUCGGCAUCUUUUGUCAUAUUUGUGUCUCUAUGUCAAUGCUUCAAUAUUUGAAAAAGGUGGUUGUAGACAUGUAGUUGUACCAAUGUACCAUGGGAUUAUCGAAACAAUAAUGGCAUCAGAAUAUU
Messenger RNA from Linum trigynum, 4339 nucleotides. The record is from the annotation of a GenBank genome assembly. NCBI's taxonomy places the organism in Eukaryota, Viridiplantae, Streptophyta, Magnoliopsida, Malpighiales, Linaceae.